Messenger RNA from Fraxinus pennsylvanica, 492 nucleotides. The record is from the annotation of a GenBank genome assembly. NCBI's taxonomy places the organism in Eukaryota, Viridiplantae, Streptophyta, Magnoliopsida, Lamiales, Oleaceae.
AUGAACUCUAGUGUAUUGGCCUGGAACUAUGCUGUGUCAGGCACUGAGCUUAACUCUAAGGUUGUUUCAGUGCCUUCAGUUGCCACACCGAUGGCACCAGUUCAGAAAUUGCCCAUGAUAAGGGCCCAACAGGUUAAAAUUUCUGACUCGAAUGAGUCGGGAAGAAGAGCAGCACUUCUUGGCCUUGGUGCAGCCCUUUUGACUGCUGCAGUUUCCACCUCCUCUGCCAAUGCCAGCAUCAUUGAUGAAUACAUCGAAAAAAGCAAGGCCAACAAGGAACUGAAUGACAAGAAGAGGCUGGCCACCAGUGGCGCCAACUUUGCUCGGGCAUUCACAGUUCAGUUUGGCACUUGCAAGUUCCCUGAAAACUUCACUGGGUGCCAAGAUCUUGCCAAACAGAAGAAAGUGCCAUUCAUUUCUGAUGACUUGGAGUUGGAAUGCAAAGGGAAGGACAAAUACAAGUGUGGUUCGAACGUGUUCUGGAAAUGGUGA